CAUGAAAUGAAUCAACAGUGUAAGCUUAUAAUAUUCCGUUAAUAUUCUGCAGUUGGUAUCAUAUUUUUGUGUUUGUCUGAAACAGCAGCCCGUCGCGAAGUGAGUUGACACUUGUGAUGGAAAUGUACAGGGUCAUACAUAUGUUUGUACUUAGGAUAUUUUUACUGGAUGUUGACAAAGUUCAUGCGUGUUUUUGUCCAAUAUCUCACCCACAAACAGAUUAUUGCCAUCUGAGUAGCUUUGCUCUCGUCGGGUCCGUCAGUGACUUCGUUGACAGUAAUUAUGACAGGAGAUUCAAUGUAAUAGUCCAAUUCAUGUUGAAGGUCCCAGAAGGUUAUACACACAGAAAACGCCUUAAACUGAAGACUUAUAAGGGACCUAUUCUGUGCGAGCUAAACUUAUUGCCAGGAAUUCGCUAUCUGAUAACAGGAUAUGUGAACAGUGACGACGAGUACCUAGUAAAUUCCUGUAUGUGGGCAGAAGACUGAACACGCUGACAUCAAGCGAAUACAACGGUCUCCUUGGGGACUACGACUGCAGCUGCUAUGUAAGAUAUACAUGUAUACUCACGUAAACACGUAAAAAUAAUGUGUGAUUAUUUGACAUGUUAUUUUCCAAAGAAAUCAAGCUUAUUUAACAGUGAGAGGAGGGCAGGAGGAUGAUCUUGGUUCAAAGUUUACAACGGUAUGCUAGGCUACAGUAUUGAUCGGUCUCUACAGAUGUCAGCCUAAAGCGUUUUUUUUCUUUUUUCGGUUUUUUCUUGGUUUUUCUCUCUCGAAACGAGUCAUUCUUUAUUCCAUCUUGUUUGCUACUGAAAAUUAUCCGAAUAGCCAACAUAUGAUAUAUAUCACACAGAAACAUAGUAACAUGGUUGGGAUGGUUACGGGUUUAACUCAUCACUUGUACAUUAGGUAAUUAUAUAUAUAAUUAUAUAAGUAUAAGGUCAUAUACAGACUGUAACGACGGUGAUACAUCGUGCAAGUCAUCAAGGUCACCAAAGGUCAGAACUAUUAACUUUGAUGCCAUCUGCUGGUGUCUAAUUUCGUUUUAAAUUCUGUCAAUUGGUGGUGUUGUCAUAUCAAAGGAAACUUUUACUAUCUGUUGGUUUGGAAGGACUGUGUUGGUUUAAGCGUAGAUACAAGGCUAACCCUUGUUUCAUCUGGCCUUAACACCAGAAUUACACAUUUUGACAGAUAAAUGUCUG
Mizuhopecten yessoensis (Yesso scallop) is the source of this 1204-nucleotide messenger RNA. RefSeq lists its product as uncharacterized. NCBI's taxonomy places the organism in Eukaryota, Metazoa, Mollusca, Bivalvia, Pectinida, Pectinidae. The coding region runs from base 117 to 488 and encodes 123 amino acids. Gene Ontology annotation, molecular function: metalloendopeptidase inhibitor activity; protein binding. The transcript has 5 exons. The record is from RefSeq and is a predicted model, not a curated record.